Pomacea canaliculata is the source of this 1803-nucleotide messenger RNA. RefSeq names its product 6-phosphogluconate dehydrogenase, decarboxylating-like. NCBI's taxonomy places the organism in Eukaryota, Metazoa, Mollusca, Gastropoda, Architaenioglossa, Ampullariidae. Gene Ontology annotation, biological process: pentose-phosphate shunt, oxidative branch; pentose-phosphate shunt. Gene Ontology annotation, molecular function: NADP binding; phosphogluconate dehydrogenase (decarboxylating) activity. The record is from RefSeq and is a predicted model, not a curated record. Gene Ontology annotation, cellular component: cytosol. Bases 145 to 1596 code for a protein of 483 amino acids. The transcript is spliced from 13 exons.
GACAGGGUCAAGGACAGAGUUAACCACGAGUAACCCUGGUGCAGUAGAAAGCGGAUACAACCACGGACUGCGGAUAUAACAUAUCAGUCUAGCUGGAUCAUCGCUGCUUGAUUGCCUGUGGAAAGUGUCUUUUAAAUUUUCAUCAUGUCGUCCCCUCAAGGUGAUAUUGCCCUAAUUGGUCUUGCUGUGAUGGGACAGAACUUGAUCCUCAACAUGAAUGAUCAUGGCUUUACUGUGGUGGCCUUCAACAGAACAGUUUCCAAAGUGGAAGAAUUUUUGAAAAAUGAAGCCAAAGAUACCAAAGUGAUUGGUGCCACUUCACUACAGGACAUGGUCCAAAAGUUGAAAAAGCCCAGACGUGUUAUGCUACUUGUCAAGGCUGGGCAAGCAGUGGAUGACUUCAUCAACAGCCUGGUCCCACUGCUGGAAAAGGGUGAUAUCAUUAUUGAUGGUGGAAACUCAGAGUACAGAGACUCUAUUAGGCGCUGCAAAAGCCUGAAGGAGAAGGGGCUGCUCUUUGUGGGGAGUGGAGUAUCUGGAGGAGAGGAUGGCGCCCGCUAUGGACCUUCACUUAUGCCUGGUGGUUCUGAUGAAGCAUGGCCUGCAAUUAAAGAAAUCUUUCAGUCGAUUGCUGCUAAAGCAGGAAAUGACCCAUGCUGUGACUGGGUUGGCCCAGAAGGAGCAGGUCACUUUGUGAAGAUGGUUCACAAUGGCAUUGAGUAUGGAGACAUGCAACUUAUCUGUGAAGCCUACAGCCUCAUGAAGGAUGCCUUAGGCAUGACACAUGGAGAAAUGGCAGAGAUUUUUAACAGUUGGAACAAGAGUGAGCUGGAAUCCUUCCUCAUCGAAAUCACUCGUGACAUAAUGAAGUUUAAUGACGCCGAUGGACAACCUCUAGUAGAGAAAAUCAUUGACAGUGCUGGACAGAAGGGAACUGGAAAAUGGACAGCAAUUGCUUCCUUAGAGUAUGGAGUGCCUGUAACUCUGAUUGGUGAGGCUGUCUUUGCACGCUGUCUCUCAUCCCUGAAAGAAGAGCGUGUGGCUGCCAGCCAGGUCUUUCCUGCACCCACCUCUCGUUUUUCUGGAGACAAGAAAGCAUUCGUUGAGGACAUUAAAAAUGCUUUGUAUGCCUCCAAAAUUGUGUCGUAUGCUCAAGGUUUCAUGCUCAUGAGAGAGACAGCAAAAGAGCUUGGAUGGAAGCUUAAUUAUGGUUCCAUCGCAUUGAUGUGGCGAGGUGGUUGCAUCAUCCGUAGUGUGUUCCUGGGGAAUAUCAAACAGGCAUUUGACAAAAAUCCCAGUCUCAGCAAUCUUCUGGUGGAUAGUUUCUUCAAGGAAGAAAUUGCAAAGUGUCAGGCGUCAUGGCGACGUGUAGUUUCCACAGCAGUUACCUUGGGAAUUCCUACGCCUGCCUUUAGUACUGCUUUGGCCUUUUUUGAUGGUUACCGUAGUGCCCGUCUUCCUGCCAACCUUAUCCAGGCUCAGCGAGACUAUUUUGGAGCUCACACUUAUGAGCGCGUUGAUUCUCCUGGAAAGUUUGUCCACACCAACUGGACAGGUCACGGAGGUUCUGUCUCAUCGACUACAUACCAAGCCUGAAGUGCCAAUAGCUCUUACGUACACAUAGAAGAAAGGAAGCUGAAAUAUUUACAGCUCUGCAUACAUAUAAAAGAAUGGUCUCGAAUUUAAGACAUUGGAAACCUAGGCUACUGUGAACUGUUGCGUGGCUUGUGCAGUUCUCAUUCCAGUCUUUCAAAAUAAAACCCUGCAAGUGACCAGUGUGUUUUGCAGGAAGAAUUUUUUGUA